UGCUUUAAUAUUCAUCCAAGAAAAUCUUUCAUACUAUUUGUUUCUUCAUAAUAAUAACUACUAGUAUUUCAUAAUGGCUUUUGCGAACCUUAGCCAAUACCUUUUCUUAGCUUUGUUCUUCAUAGUUUUGGGACUGUGGAACUCUCAAGUAGCUUCAUCACGUCCUAUUAACUAUGAGGCAAGCAUGCGAGCUAGGCAUGAGCAAUGGAUUGCUCAUCAUGACAAAGUUUACAAAGAUUUGCUUGAGAAAGAAAUGCGUUUUAAAAUAUUCAAAGAAAACGUGGAACGUAUAGAAACUUUUAAUGCGGGUGAAGAUAAAGGAUACAAACUUGGCGUUAAUAAAUUUACUGAUCUCAUAAAUGAGGAAUUCCGUGUGUUACAUACCGGUUACAAGAGGUCAUCACAUCCUAAGGUCGUGUCUUCCUCAAAGCCAAGAACACAUUUUAGGUACGCUAAUGUGACAGACAUACCGCCAACUAUGGAUUGGAGAAAGAAAGGUGCCGUUACCCCUAUCAAGGACCAAAAAGAUUGUGGUUGCUGUUGGGCGUUUUCUGCAGUAGGUGCAAUGGAAGGGCUACACCAACUGAAAACAGGAAAGUUGGUCCCUUUAUCAGAGCAAGAGCUUGUAGACUGUGAUGUUGAAGGUGAGGAUGAAGGUUGCAGUGGUGGACUAUUGGACACUGCAUUUAAAUUCAUUAUGAAAAACAAGGGCCUCACUACAGAAGCUAACUAUCCAUACAAGGCAGCAGAUGGUGUCUGUAACAAGAAAAGGUCAACUGUUUCAGCUGCCAAGAUUACAGGAUACGAAGAUGUGCCAGCCAACAGCGAGAAGGCCCUUUUGCAGGCUGUAGCUAAUCAACCAGUAUCAGUGGCAAUCGAUGGGAGCAGCUUCGAUUUCCAGUUCUAUUCAAGUGGAGUUUUCAGCGGAUCAUGUAGCACUUGGCUUAACCAUGCUGUUACAGCAGUGGGAUAUGGCGCUACAAGUAAUGGUACAAAAUAUUGGAUUAUAAAGAAUUCUUGGGGCAGUAAAUGGGGUGAAAAUGGAUAUGCACACAUGAAAAGGGAUAUUCAUGAUAAAGAAGGCCUUUGUGGACUUGCCAUGGACGCUUCUUAUCCCACUGCCUAAAGGAAAUUAACUAUCCUUAGUUUUUUUAAGUACUUUUCAACCAUGUUUACAUGUGAAUACGUUGUGGGUUUGAAGUAGACUAUGAUUAAACUGUCCAUAGUUAUAGCACUUAAAAGGUGCCAGCUUCUAAAUUGUACAUUUUAAUGUUCAUCAUGUGAAAUAUAUGAUUGUUAUUGUCUAAA
Messenger RNA from Lycium ferocissimum, 1308 nucleotides. Its product is annotated as senescence-specific cysteine protease SAG39-like. Gene Ontology annotation, cellular component: lysosome. The transcript is spliced from 3 exons. Gene Ontology annotation, molecular function: cysteine-type endopeptidase activity. Bases 74 to 1126 code for a protein of 350 amino acids. The record is from RefSeq and is a predicted model, not a curated record. NCBI's taxonomy places the organism in Eukaryota, Viridiplantae, Streptophyta, Magnoliopsida, Solanales, Solanaceae.